Messenger RNA from Neofelis nebulosa (Clouded leopard), 1244 nucleotides. Its product is annotated as testis-specific Y-encoded protein 3-like. The transcript has 7 exons. Bases 1 to 1155 code for a protein of 384 amino acids. Gene Ontology annotation, molecular function: histone binding; chromatin binding. Lineage: Eukaryota; Metazoa; Chordata; Mammalia; Carnivora; Felidae. The record is from RefSeq and is a predicted model, not a curated record. Gene Ontology annotation, cellular component: nucleus; chromatin. Gene Ontology annotation, biological process: nucleosome assembly.
AUGUUGCGCGACUCGUGUUUCCGAAACACUGGGGACGCCCGGAGGCCCCAUGCCGCCUUCGACCGGGAAGGGGGCGGUCGAGAGACGAGGGCCCGUGGGGACACUGGGCGUCCGGCAGCGCCGGAGGUGCCGCAGGCCGAAGGCUUGCAGGCCACAAGCGAACAGCCUGUGCAGGAAGGCCAGGCCCGACCCGAGAGGCAGGUGGGCGGCCCCAGCGAGAUAUCGGUGCCGCUGGUGCAUGACAUAAUGGCGGUGGAGGCGCUGUGGGGCCUGGUGGAGGAGGAGGUUGAGGUGCCGGCCGCGGAAGAGGACACGCAAUUGCAAACGGAGGAGGAAGAGGAGCAGGAGAAGGGAGCGCUGGAGGAGCAGCAGCAGGGCGAGGAGGAGGUGGAGGGAAAGGAGGACAAGGAGGAGCGGGAGGAGGAGGAGGAACAGAAGCCGAGUGAGCAGGAAGGCCGAUGGGUGGAAGAAGCCCAGGAGCUGCAGGUGAAGCAGCAGAAGAAGGAGCGGGUAGAGUCAGGCCUCCGUCCUUGCCCUUCCCCACUGGAGGCUCUGGAGGCCCUUCAGAUAGAGCUACAGCCGGUGAAUAAACAAGCCAGCCGGGAGCACGCUCCACUCCAACUCAGGAUGUGGCAGAGGCGGCAGCGUCAUCUGGAACAGAGAAGUGCCCUUAUCCAGGGCAUCCGUGGUUUCUGGGCCAAGGCUUUUGUGAACCACCCUCAGAUGUCAGCCCUGAUUAGUAAGCCCGAUGAAAGCAUGCUUCGCCACAGGACCAAUUUGAAGGUGGAGGAACACAAGUUUCCCAGGGAAUGCCGGAAGAUCCUGCUGUUUUUUGUCAAGAACUCCUACUUCCAGAAUGAAGUCGUUACGAAGGAGUAUGUCCUAGGCCUUGCUGGGUAUAGGGCGUCUCAUUCCAGUCCCAUCCAGUGGCACCCAAGGUACAGACAGGAGGCCUACAGACGCAGGCAUGACAACAGCAGCCUCAACUUCUUCAACUGGUUCUCUGACCACAGCUUUGCCGGCUCUAGCAGGAUUGCUGAGAUAAUCAUAGAGGAUCUUUGGCCCAAUCCCCUGCCGUAUUUCAAGAUGAAGGAGGCCCCAGGAGAGAGAACUGAGAGGGAAAGAGGGAUAUGCACGAUCUUGAGAAGAGUAUGAAGGAGCAUCGCACUUCAUCGACCCCAGUGGAAACCCUUCCGAUGCUCACCGAUGGUCCACAAGAUUCUCCUGCCCACGAAAUGAGGACA